Messenger RNA from Anarrhichthys ocellatus (wolf-eel), 1901 nucleotides. RefSeq names its product HEXIM P-TEFb complex subunit 1 (gene hexim1). The record is from RefSeq and is a predicted model, not a curated record. Bases 313 to 1428 code for a protein of 371 amino acids. Gene Ontology annotation, molecular function: 7SK snRNA binding; cyclin-dependent protein serine/threonine kinase inhibitor activity. The transcript has a single exon. Lineage: Eukaryota; Metazoa; Chordata; Actinopteri; Perciformes; Anarhichadidae. Gene Ontology annotation, biological process: negative regulation of cyclin-dependent protein serine/threonine kinase activity; negative regulation of transcription by RNA polymerase II. Gene Ontology annotation, cellular component: cytoplasm; nucleoplasm; nucleus.
GUUGUGACGGCGAAACGUCGGCUCCGGGUGAACGAGAGUUCUGACAGCAGCGAAACAGUUAAAUGGUAGUUAGCGACAGUUGCUCUGACAAACCCUUUGAGCAGUAACAAGUGUUUACUGUUCGGAAGUGUUACUUUUCAUUUGCGAGAGUUUGUUGUCAGACUCUUAACUUUCUUUAGUGAUUUCUGGAAUACGUAUAUUUAGUUUAAAUUGAGUUUACCGUAUUUUAACGAACUUUUGAAGCUCAGUUUUGAGAGCAACCACAUUGUGUAAAAUGUGUUAAAAGCGGAGCCAUCGGAGCGGAACAUCAGGAUGACGGAGUCAGCGGAGCGGAGCCAUCACCUGAAAACUUCAGGCAGCCCAUCAGGUGGAAGCAGCGGAGACGCGUUGGAGCAUCUCCCAGACAGGAACCGUGCUAGACCGGAGAACGGCAGCAGGGGGCGACAGAGAUACCAGAAGCAGCAGCAGCAGCAGCACUGUGGAGACAUCAACACAGACAAGUUGUGGCAGAGGAAAGGCGGACAGAGGGGGGUGUGCCCUUCCUUCGCAGCCGGAAACGUGCUUCCAAAGUGCCCGAUCGCAGCUCCGUCCGACCAGAAACCCGGCGUCCACGCAGUGGUUGACGGUGAUCACACCCCACAGGACAAAAACGGCGAAGGCAGACCGCUGGAGGAGACUUUAAACCAGGCGCAAGAGGACAGCCACAUCGACUCCGAUACUGGCUUGGAUGCGCGUCUGGGCAAGAAGAGGCACCGGCGCAGGACCUCCAAGAAGAAGCGCAACUGGAAGCCUUAUUACAAACUUAACUGGGAUGAGAGGAAAGCCCUGGAGGAGAAGGAGACGGCCAGGGCUUCCCGGUUGAGAGAGGAGAUGUUCGCCAAAGGGCUCCCAGUGGCCCCCUACAACACCACCCAGUUCCUGAUGGAUGAGCACGACCGAGAGGAGCCCGACCUCAACACUGAGACCGGGGUCAGGCGGCCCUCGGGGGUCGGGGUCGGCAGCCGCACGGAGGACACCGGCAGCGAGGAGGACUUGUUCGACAACAACAACGAGGAGGAGGACGAUGACGACGGCAGCGGCGGAGGCGGAGGCAGCGACGGCAUCGGGAGACCCGGGAACGCAGGCGGGGAGUUUCUCCAGAGAGACUUCUCCGAGACCUACGAGAUGUACCACGUCGAGAGCCUGCAGAAUAUGACCAAGCAGGAGCUGGUGCAGGAGUACCUGGAGCUGGAGAAGUGCAUGUCCCGGCUGGAGGAGGAGAACAACCGGCUGAGGCGCACCGUGGAGCCCGGGGGUCUGACCGUGGAGAGCUCCCUGGUCCGGCUCGGAGAGCUGGAGAGGGAGCUGGAGAGACUGAGGGCCCAGAACACGGAGCUGCUCCUGCAGAACCAGCCGAGCAGUGACAGGGGCCACGUCGCAACCAAUUAAAAGGACACAAUUCACGGGGGGAACCCCUUUUCAAAAAGGUAAAAUAUGGGACUGCUGCAUUUAAAAAAUAAAUAAAUCAGUUUUAUGUAAUCAGUUUGUCAUUUGGACGAAGAGUCCUUGCAUUGCAAUGCAAUAAUUGCUGUUUCUUUUCUAUUUGGACUGUAAAGGUGUCCUGUUCAAUUUUUUGUUUUUCCAAGAAGAAAUGUAAAUAUUUCCAAAAUAAGAUUCUUUUUAUAAAGAGAAUGUAUUUGACAACACGAGAAUAUUUUAUUUGUUUCCCGGGUCAACUAAUAAUGCAGUUCCGUUUUUGAAUUUAAAAUAAAAACAUCGUAUGUUGCAAUUUCCUCUAAUAAAAGAAUAACGAAUUACAGCUAAUUGGGUCAGCUUUUAAAAGACUGUUUUGCAGAAGUAAAUUCCAGAGUGAAUAUUUUAAGUUGUGUGUUAACAUAAGUUCAAAUAAAAUUUUGAAAUUC